AUGAGCCUGGCAGAUAGACGAAGAAAUUUGGGCCCUACGGACACUGUUCCUUUAGUGGUUGAAGGAGCCAAAAGAGAGCCAGAACUGUCGGAUGGACUUAGACCAGUAUUUAUUGCCCAAGGUGUAGCCAGCCACGCUAAUGGGUCUGCGUAUUUAGAGGUGGGCGAGUGCCGAUUCCAAUGUUCGGUUUACGGCCCGCAGCCGUCACGCAAGGAUUUCAACCCGCGAGCCGAGGUGAAUGUUAAUAUUGAGAUCGAAAACUUUGCCGGAAUCGAAGACCACGAGAACACUGAGCGGACGAUUUCCGACUUUGUCAAGACCUGCGUCACUCCGGCGAUUGUUUUAGACGAUUACCCCAAAUCUGAAAUUACUAUUACCGUCACCGUACUCGCAGCGGGUCCUUCCUUGUAUACACAGCUUGCAGCAGCGGUUAAUGUCGCCACUCUUGCCCUGAUCAAUGCUGGCAUUGCUCUCCAUGAUAUGGUGACCGCAGUCUCUGUUGCAGUCCACGAAAACGUUGUUUACACCGAUGUCGAUCUUUUUGACGAUGCCACGCAGCUGGUCGGUGCCUAUCUUAUGGCUCAAGACAAACUUGUUGGUGUGUCGGUGGGAUCGAAAACCGAUGUCAAAAAGAUCGAGCUUGAAAACAUGCUGGAAAAAUCUCGCCAAGCAGCGAUUGAGCUACGGAAAGUAUUCAACGGGUUUCUGGUCGAAGGUUAUGCUCAACGAAAAUAG
This is a messenger RNA of Wickerhamiella sorbophila, 735 nucleotides long. Its product is annotated as Exosome complex component Rrp41. Lineage: Eukaryota; Fungi; Ascomycota; Dipodascomycetes; Dipodascales; Trichomonascaceae. The transcript has a single exon. Gene Ontology annotation, cellular component: nucleolus; nuclear exosome (RNase complex); cytoplasmic exosome (RNase complex). The record is from RefSeq and is a predicted model, not a curated record. Gene Ontology annotation, biological process: nuclear mRNA surveillance; rRNA catabolic process; poly(A)-dependent snoRNA 3'-end processing. Bases 1 to 735 code for a protein of 244 amino acids.